AUGUCUGCGGUAGUCUGCGGCAAGAGGUCCUCCUCCAUCUUCGCGGACGACCUGCUGCUCCAACAGGCCUCCUCCUCCUCCCCUCCCUCCCCCCGCCACAGCCCCGCGCCCAAGCGCUCCCGCUACGCGCACCACCACCUCCGCCGGGACGGCCGGGACGCGCUCCUCAACCACCUCCGGGCCGCCUUCCCCGCCAUGGAUCCCCAGUUGCUUGAGAGGGCCCUUGAAGCGUCCGGAGAUGAUUUGGAUGAUGCAAUAAAGAGUCUGAAGGAGCUGCACCUCAUGGAGUCAAAUCAGGCUAACCUGUCGGCCGCUGGUUCCGCGUUUGAAAACGGGCCGACUGCAGUCCAGCCAUCUGUUGAAGGUAUUGUUACCAGCGGCGGUGUGGACACAGCUACUGAACACCAACCUGCCGCAGCUAGCCAGCAGCCAAGUAAUAGUGGCCCUGAAUGGGUUGAUCUUUUUGUGAGGGAGAUGUCAAAUGCUUCUGACAUGGACGAUGCGCGGGCUCGUGCAUCAAGAGCUCUGGAAGCCUUGACGAAGUCCAUCCUGGAGGGUGCAGGAGCUGAAGCAGCACAGAGCUUGCAUCAGGAAAACAUGAUGCUCAAGGAGCAGAUGACGGCCGUCCUGUCGCAGAACGCGGUCCUGAAGCGCGCGGUGGCGAUCCAGCACGAGCGGCAGAAGGAGUUUGACGAGCGGAGCCACGAGGUGCAGGGCCUGAAGCAGCUCGUCCUGCAGUACCAGGAGCAGCUGAGGACUCUCGAGAUCAACAACUACGCGCUGCAGAUGCAUCUGAAGCAGGCCCAGCAGAGCAGCUCCAUGCCCGGGCGCUAUAACCCGGACGUCUUCUAG
Messenger RNA from Triticum turgidum subsp. durum (durum wheat), 852 nucleotides. The record is from the annotation of a GenBank genome assembly. NCBI's taxonomy places the organism in Eukaryota, Viridiplantae, Streptophyta, Magnoliopsida, Poales, Poaceae.